Lactuca saligna is the source of this 339-nucleotide messenger RNA. The record is from the annotation of a GenBank genome assembly. NCBI's taxonomy places the organism in Eukaryota, Viridiplantae, Streptophyta, Magnoliopsida, Asterales, Asteraceae.
AUGAUUCUUGAAGACGAAGGAAGAGCGAUAUGUCGGUACAACGAAAAUGAAGUUUUGCCAAAUGUUGAAGGAGUAGCGGUUGGUACACAAGAGUAUAGGGCGAAUAGAGGAGAAGUACACAAUCACGUCAUUCAUCACGCCAUUCGUGCUGAUUUGGUGGAGCACCUUUAUAGGGCUCAUAUUCAGCCCCCGAUAGAGUUUUCUCACGAUGAUUUGUUUGACGAAUCAGACGAGGAUUCUGAUAUGUUCGUCGAGAGCGAAGAUUUCGAGAGAAUGAUGAAGGUGAUGAGGUCAAUGAUGAUGAUGAUGAUUCUGAGUGACGUAUUUUGGUUUAUUUAA